UUUGCGCCCGCCCACCCGCGACUCACCCACUCCUCAUCUCGGGCGCCGGAGGAACGGGCUGGAGAGCGAAGAGCGGAAAAUGGGAGUCGAAAUUGAGACGAUAACCCCCGGCGACGGACAAACGUUCCCGAAGAAGGGGCAGCGCGUCGUUGUGCACUAUGUCGGGACGCUGACUAACGGAACCACCUUCGACUCGUCCAGGGACCGGGGGAAGCCUUUCAAAUUCAAGAUCGGACACCGGGAGGUGAUCCGCGGCUGGGAAGAGGGGGUAGUGCAGAUGAGCGUAGGCCAGCGGGCUUGGUUGACCUGCUCACCAGACUUUGCGUAUGGCAGCAAAGGGCACCCAGGGGUUAUCCCACCUAAUGCCACUCUCAUCUUUGACGUGGAGCUGCUUGGCAUUGAAGCCUGAAACGUGCACUCACUUUGUUCAAUUCCACUCAAAUUUUCAGGGUUGACUCCUAUCUCGGGAACAUGGAGGUAAAUGUUAACAGAUGAUUCCUGCUCUUGAUCCCUACAUAGGACCUAUGUUUAUAGCUUCACCGCUUCACUCUUUUAGAUACAAGUGUUGUCACCUACUUCCAACAUUCAUCCUUUUACUGUAGAUUCAGUACGCAAACAAGUCAUAGGCCAUAACUUCCCAUGUAAUGUCAUUCUAUGUUUAUUAUUAUUAUUAUUACUAUUAUUAUUAUUUUCAUGGUUUCUUUUUUUUUAUUAUUUGAAAAUUUGUGAAAUUGUGUCUGCAAUUAGUAUUGGGUUUUAGAUGUCAUGGAAAUAUUAAAUUGAUCUCAUUCCAUUUGACUUUGUGGCUUUCCACUACAAAUUAUAUUGAUUGUGAGUAUUACAUUUUCUUUAGUCGAAGUGUAAAUGGUUGUUUGCAUCAAUGACACUACCGUCAACCACUUUUGUGAUACGUUGGUAUUGACAUUAAUUUUGGGGGGAAAAAAAACCAAAAGAAAAAAACGAACGCAUUUACAUGGAGACUGCAUGAUGGGGCACAUGACUGCCAUGACGGGCUGUUACCGAUGCAGAAUGUGCUCAUCCUGUGUAGCGUGGCUCAGCAUUUCUACAUCACAUCUUUAGAUUUAUUACUUUGAGAGCUAACUUUGUAACACAGUGUCCACAAAACGAGAUAAAGGCCUUUCCUGUCUUUUGCUUUUAAAAUACAUUUGUGGACAUGGAAAACAGCGAACCUCUAUAUGCCCCCAAAGACUCUUGCAAAAAAAAAAAAGAGGAAAAGAACAGUGGUCUUUGGCAGGUUUUUAAAAUUGCAUGACUAUUUCCACAAAGGUUUCGAGGCACAUUUUGGGAUUGUGAUUGUCUUAAUUCCACCGGUUGUGUAACAGUCUGGAUGUUUUCAAAGCUCUGUACCUUCCACUAUAACACAUUAAAAGAGUGAAUUUUAUCACAUUUUAUCCUCCA
Messenger RNA from Lampris incognitus (smalleye Pacific opah), 1419 nucleotides. RefSeq names its product peptidyl-prolyl cis-trans isomerase FKBP1A-like. Gene Ontology annotation, molecular function: peptidyl-prolyl cis-trans isomerase activity. Bases 80 to 409 code for a protein of 109 amino acids. The transcript has 5 exons. The record is from RefSeq and is a predicted model, not a curated record. Lineage: Eukaryota; Metazoa; Chordata; Actinopteri; Lampriformes; Lampridae.